GACAAAGAUCGUUUCAAGAAGUAAAUAAUUUACCUAUUAUCAUAAUAUACUUUACAAUACAUAAUAAUCUACUUGAAUUGUUUUAAUUUAAUAUAUCUAAUUGUUUACGUGAUUUUGUUCUAAGGAUUUUAUUUUAUAAGAAUGUCUUUCCUAUUUGUAAAAAUAUAUUAUGGACCCUGCAAUACAUUUAAUAGCUGCCAACACAAACCCCAGUUGCUAAAUGGUGUUAGAGAACGUCUAAUGAAAAUGGGAUUUCGAUUGAGCAUGAUACCAGUGAACUCUAUCAACUAUUGCAUGAUUGAAAUGUGUGGACAUGAAGUAUUCCGGUGUAACAUAAAACACUUGAAAUUCAACCAUUCGUAUGAGCAAGACCCAGUGUGUCAGCGGGCCGUGGAAGCUGUGAUGACAUCGGCCGCCAAGUUCCGCCACGCUCGAGCCACACUAUGGUUCUGGAGUGUGUUGAACCAUCAAAUGUUUAGAAGAACCAAAUACCAACCCAAAGACUACUGGCCGGUGGAAAUUGACUGGACAGAACUUGCGCCAGUAAAGGAGUGUAUCGAUUGCUGUAAAAUUUUAGUAAAAUAUAAUAAAGAUAAUAAUGAUGCAAUGGAAUACUCUGAUGAAGAUGACAGCACUUCCUAAUAAUGUUCGUAAGACUGGAAUUUUUCAACUCAUUGUACCACUAUAAUCUUAAAGAUCAUUUUUAAUGCA
Messenger RNA from Spodoptera littoralis (African cotton leafworm), 711 nucleotides. The record is from the annotation of a GenBank genome assembly. NCBI's taxonomy places the organism in Eukaryota, Metazoa, Arthropoda, Insecta, Lepidoptera, Noctuidae.